This is a messenger RNA of Cylas formicarius (sweet potato weevil), 1045 nucleotides long. Its product is annotated as mitochondrial import inner membrane translocase subunit Tim21. The transcript is spliced from 3 exons. The coding region runs from base 282 to 914 and encodes 210 amino acids. Gene Ontology annotation, cellular component: TIM23 mitochondrial import inner membrane translocase complex. Gene Ontology annotation, biological process: protein import into mitochondrial matrix. The record is from RefSeq and is a predicted model, not a curated record. NCBI's taxonomy places the organism in Eukaryota, Metazoa, Arthropoda, Insecta, Coleoptera, Brentidae.
UUUUCUCGACUACGAAUUCAAAACAUUAUAACUUUUUUUAUAAUUUUAUAACUAGUACUUCGUUUUUCUGUUCACUGGUGGACUCACCUACGAUGGCGGCAGAGGGCGAGCGCCUAUGACAAGUGUCCCCCCGUCAGUUAAAUCAAUAAACCAAGGAGCAGAGGCAAAUUUUGAAAAAUGAGGUUAACUCUAAUCAAAUAAUUAGAAAUUUUAGGAUUUCUCUAUUUUCCUCACCCGGCGAAAAAUAAGUGUCCAACUGGACCGUUAAUUUUACUUUUCAAAUGUUCUCCUUGAAAGCGGCAUGUACCUCCAGGAACUUUUUCGUGACAAAGUAUUGUCCUUUGGUUUGCGGCCGGUUGUACGCCAAAAGGAAAAAACACGAGAAAUCGAUAGUGUCGUCUUCCGCUCGAGGUGAUAUUGACACUAACGUGAAACCGCUGGGAGAACGAGUGAAAGAGACGACAAAGACCGCGUCUUAUUUGGGGAUUAUUUUGCUCGGUGUCGGUGUAACUGGUUCCUUGUUUUAUGCCGUUUUCAGCGAACUGUUUUCUAGUAAGAGCCCGAACAGUGUGUAUUCGCGAGCAGUGAAAAAAUGCAUCGAAGAUCCACGGAUCGAGGACAAAUUAGGAUAUCCGAUUAAAGCCUAUGGGGAAGAAACCAGAAGAGGUCGUAGGCAACAUAUUAGUCACGUCACUUAUAAAGAUUCCGAUGGGGUACAACAUUUAAGAAUGAAGUUUCACUUGAAAGGGACAGCAUGUAGCGGAACUGCCCAUCUGGAUAUGAUUGAGAAUGAUAGGGGAAAAUAUGACUAUAGAUAUUUAUUUGUGGAAGUUGAUGAUAUGUUAAGAAACACAAUUGUAAUUGAAGACAAUCGAAGCAGUGUUCCAAACCUCAAACUUGACACAAUUUAUUAAAAUUUUCGUCUUUUAAGUUUAUAAUGUAAAUAAAAACUAUAUCAUAGUACUUUUUAAUUUAAAUUACUUAAGACGCAAGAUAGUUACAUAGGUUACAGGAGCGGAAUACCAUAGACUGCGAAACGGAUAAU